AAAAAUGGUAAUUCCUUAAAAUUACGAGUUUUAAAUUUUCUCAUAAAAUUAUUCAUCUUAACGGAGAUACAAUCAACAAAAAAUGAAGUCCAUUUAUUUUUUGUUAAUUUAGAACACUGUUGCGCCCUCUUUAGUAAACCGACUAAAAUACUAUAUAAUUCGAAAUUUUUGGAGCGGUUUCCCCGUCAUUUAAAAUUUUUGUGCAUAGACCGCAAGAAAGGAUAUUUCUUGAGUGCCAUGGCUGACCUUAAACCUGCUGAAGUUGAAAAGGCCCGAGAACAUUUCGAAAUCUAUGAUUUCGAAGGAGAAGGUAAGAUCGAUGCAAGGGAUCUCGGAGAUCUUCUAAGAUCUUUGGACUGUAAGCCUACCCUUGCAACUGUAGAAAAGAAUGGAGGAACCAAAAAGAAAGGUGAAAAAAAGUUCACCUUUGAAGAAUUUUUACCAAUCUACAGUCAAAUUAGGAAAGAAAAAGAAGUCGGCACAUUAGAAGACUUUAUGGAAGGUUUGAAGGUAUAUGAUAAAGCUGAAAAUGGAACUAUGCUGGCAGCAGAAUUAGCCCACGUUUUACUUUCCCUAGGUGAACGUUUAAAUGAUGCUGAAUGUGAGGACAUCUUGAGAUCAUGCGGUGGAACAGAAGAUGAUGAUGGAUUCAUUAAAUAUGAACCUUUUGCAAAGACUGUUAUGGCAGGACCUUUCCCUGAAGAAGUAAAGUAAUGGAUUAUAUUUAUUUGGUAAUCAAAUGCAUCACUUUUACAACCAGGAAUCAACACAAGUCAUAAAUUUCUAAAAUAUCUGCGAUUAUAUCAAACUGCUAAUUUAGAAUUUUUUUUUUCAAUUCAUAUGUCAAUAUUGAAAUGAAAAAUAUUGAACUUUUUGUGCUCACAAACUGUACUUACUUUUGUAAUCAUCUAAUGGCCUGUACUUAAUAUAUACUCAAUAAAAAUAUAUUCAAUCGUA
This is a messenger RNA of Argiope bruennichi, 957 nucleotides long. Its product is annotated as myosin light chain 1-like. The transcript is spliced from 6 exons. Gene Ontology annotation, cellular component: muscle myosin complex. Gene Ontology annotation, molecular function: calcium ion binding. The record is from RefSeq and is a predicted model, not a curated record. The coding region runs from base 238 to 714 and encodes 158 amino acids. NCBI's taxonomy places the organism in Eukaryota, Metazoa, Arthropoda, Arachnida, Araneae, Araneidae.